Papilio machaon (common yellow swallowtail) is the source of this 7069-nucleotide messenger RNA. RefSeq lists its product as uncharacterized. Gene Ontology annotation, cellular component: filamentous actin; microtubule organizing center. NCBI's taxonomy places the organism in Eukaryota, Metazoa, Arthropoda, Insecta, Lepidoptera, Papilionidae. The record is from RefSeq and is a predicted model, not a curated record. Gene Ontology annotation, biological process: actin cytoskeleton organization. Bases 185 to 6445 code for a protein of 2086 amino acids. Gene Ontology annotation, molecular function: protein binding. The transcript has 23 exons.
UUAAUCCGUUGUGUGUACGGUGAAAGAAAAUAUCUUGAUGCAACCUGCACAUAUCGAUGAAUAAAUUCAAAGAUGUGUGAGAAGUGAACUAACCUGCACUAGGCCAGCGUGAUUUGGAAAGCGUCACUUUAGAGUAGGCUCUGAGGUGUGUGGUCGUGUAUGAGCUGAUAAUAACCUAGUUGUAAUGAAGUGUUCGGGGCAGCAGCAGCAGCAGCAGCAGCAGCAGCAGCAGGCACACCCAUGCCGCUGCUCCCUACUGAUCGAGGAGGUUAUGCAGCAGAAGGCGCCGCGAGUGCCUGCUGAUAUCAAAUUACUACAACCUCAGUGCGAGUCAAUACCAGCUAGCAAUUCUAGCCUCCAGGGCGUCCGCAGGCGGCUGUCGGCUAACUUUUUCAAGGCUACGUUCAGUUCGCGCAGCAAGGCGGUCUCCGCCGCCCGCGCCCCUUGCGCUACCCGCUCCGUCGAGGACACUACUAAGAUAGGCAACGCGGAGGCAAAGCCUGUCACUAGAAACAGACCUAGAUCAGUAUCGCAUUUAGAAGACGUAAAAUUGAAAUCCAGAAAGGGCAUAGAACGUUCGAAGCCUGUCAGCCGGCUAGACAAGCCCGAGCGGCCCGCACGCCCAUCACGGGCGCCGCAGCCGCCCCACGACUCUGAGCCCCAGCCCGUUCACCGCAAGCCUCAAACUAAAACCUCAAAUGUCAUACUUGAAAUCGUCAAGAGGUCUGUUACUCCGAAGCAAGGUCGGAAAGGCGCUACGAGCGAGGGCACGAGUCUCCUGCCCCCCUCGCUGAAGCCCCGAGUGCCGGAGAAGGCGAAGCUGCGGCUCAACAAAUUGAUAAACAAUAACAACGAGGUGAGCAACGCCAACAUACACCAGAGCACCGCGCCCCCCGCACCCACUGCACCCCCCGCACCCACUGCGCCCCCCGUGCCAGCGAGAGGGCAACAGGGUAAGCAGGAGCCCGCGCUCAAGGGCGCACCCUCCGUCUCCAGCCUCGACUCUAAGCAUCACAAGGUCGCGCCGGCGCGGGAUAAGCCGCUGAAGAUCUUCGGCUCCAAGGAGAAGCUGCACAAAGCGCACAAGAAGCGGGAGCCGGAACCGGACGACAAUAAUGCUGUGGCGGAAGAGGGCGGCACGGGCGAGGCGGGCGGCGCGAGCGCGCUGAGGGAGUACGGCAGCGCCGAGGAGCUAGGCUCGCGGCGCGGCUCGCAGGAGUGCGUCAGUCUGCCCGUCACACUGGACUCCCAGAUGCACGCCUUUCAUCUCGAUCUGCGUCCCCGCCCGCCUUCCGAGGUGUCGGCGGGGUCGACCGAGGGGGAGGGCGAGGGGGAGGCAGAGAGCGAGACGGCGGCGCUGCGGCGCGAGGUGGCGGCGGGCCAGGCGGAGCGCGCCAGGCUGGCGGCGCGGCUGGCGGAGACGGCGAGCGAGGCGGCGCGGCUGCGGGGCGAGGUGUCGCGGCUGCGCGCGCAGGAGGCGGAGCGCGCGGCCGCAGUGGAGCGGUUGGCGGAUGAGAACGGCGCGCUGCGGGCGCGGCUGCGGGGCGUCGCGCACUCGCCGCUCUCCGACAGCGAGAAGCGGCAGCUGCUGCUGGCGCCGGCGCCGCGCCGCAUGCACUCCUCCGCGCCCGCCUCCAUCGCGCUCGCACACAACGGCGAAGGCGAGGGCGAGGCGGAGGGCGAGGGCGAGGGCGCGGGCGAGGCGGGCACGCCGGAGUGGGACAAGCACUCGUCGUCGUCGCUGAGCGAGGUGUCGGUGGCGUGCCUGCAGGACCGCAUCCUGCAGAUGGAGGAGCACCACUACAGCACGAGCGAGGAGUUGCAAGCGACUCUGGCCGAGCUGGCGGACCUGCAGACGCAGCUGGCGGACGCGCACGCGGACAACGAGCGGCUGGCCGACGAGAAGCAGGUGCUGCUGGAGUCGCUCUGCCGACAGACGGAGAAGCUGGAGGACAGCAGGACCAAGGUGGACACGCUGCAGGAGCUGCUGCUGCGCGAGGGCGUGGAGCCGGACGCGCUGGCAGCCGGCGACCCCGGCCGGCACCUCUACGCCGUGCUCAAGACGGCGCAGGAGGAGCGGCGCCUGCUGCUCGGGCGGCAGGAGCAGCUGGCGGCCGAGCUGGCGGAGGCGCGCGCCGCUCUCGACCGCACCGCCAAGGAGAACGAGACGCUCGCCGACCGCCUGCGGAGCACGGAGGCGGCGCUGGAGCGCGCGGAGUCGAGUCGCGCGCACUGGGAGCAGGAGGCGGGGGCGGCGCGCGAGCUGGCGGGCGCGCGCCAGCACCAGCUGGGCACGCUGGAGGGCCUGCUGGAGGCGGCCAAGGCCAAGCUGGCGGGCGCGGCGGAGGACGCGGCGGCGGCGCGCGCGCACGCGCUGGCCGAGCGACUCGCGCACGCGCAGCGCCAGCUCGAGCGCGCGCACCACGACGCCCGCAAGCUGCACGACGACGCACUGGUGUCUCGCAACAACGCCAAGUCGACGAUCUCCGAGCUGGAGUUCCAGGUGCAGCAGGCGCGGCAGGAGCGCGCGGCGCUGCAGGGGCAGCUGCACUCGCUGCAGGAGACCGUCUCCGAGCUGCAGAUCCAGGCGCAGCUGGCGGCGGACGAGAAGCUGUCGCUGCUGUCGCGCGCGAGCGAGGCGGCGACGCGCGCCGGCGACCUGGAGCGGCAGCUGCAGGAGACGCGCGCGAGACUGGCGCAGCUGCAGCGCGACAAGGAGCGCGACGAGGCGGAAUGGAAGCAGUUCCAGAGCGACCUGCUGAUGACGGUCCGCGUCGCCAACGACUUCAAGACGGAGGCGCAGCGCGAGCUGGAGCGGCUCGUGCAGGAGAACAAGGCGGCGCGAGACCGCGUGCGUGCGCUCGAGGACCAGCUGCAGGCGCGCCCAGGUGUAAACAGGUCGGAAUCGUGUGAGAGCGCGCGAUGUCGCUCCGACGACGAGAAAAGCUUUUGCAGGGAGGGUGAGUUCGGAGAAGAGGCAGCGGGGCAGACAACGGGGCGGGCUGCGGGGCGGACUGCGGGGCGGGCUGCGGGGCGGACUGCGGGGCCGGCAGCGGGGCAGGAGGCGGACGUGUUCCGCGACAUCCGCACGCGCUACCUCAGCAGGGUGCACAGUGUGGGCGAGCCGCCGCGCGCCGCUCGCCUCGUCGACCAGGCUUUCCGCAAGUCCGGCGCUGCUUUCACACUGGAAAUCGAGGACGUCACCACAGACGAGACGAACGACGACGCCGGCAACAACGAUGAACCGUUGUUAAAUUCCGACAGCGGCAAACAUAAAAUACUGGCGGAGGUCGUCCUCCCUCCCUUUAGAAGCAAAGGGUUGCCGAGGCAAAAUGCCAUCGACGUCUCCGGACGAAAGCUCAGCAGACGGGCCGCAUUGGAUUCGGAAAGUGAGGAGGUCGGCGAUCCGGCCGCCCCCUGCCGCAAAUUACUUUGUAAAUCGUGGUCGUCCGCCAUUGGCGGAGGUGGGGCGGGGCCGCGCCGGGACCCGCCCAGGUCGUUGAGCCUCGACAACGUAAGCACCGCCGACGGCUUCCGGGAUGUUUUAAAGGAGUCCACCAGCGUGGAGUUUGUGGGCGGCCAUCUUUCCAGUGAUAUAUCGCUCUGCACGGGGAGCUCGGACAGCGUUUUUCUUCCAUCUUCCUUCGAAGAAAACAACAACGUUUUGGAAGUGGAAAACAACAAUCGCUUGAACCACGAGUUGGAUGUUAAUUAUAAAGCGCCUUGUCAUUCCCCGGAUUUAUUAAGAGAUCAUACCGGUGUGAAGUCAUCGAGUAGAGAUAAUUCAACUUUACCGUAUUCAUACUUGCGGAAAGACGAGUCGACUCCUCAAAAUUGUACCUUAAAUGAAGCGAUGCACGAAAAUCCGCCGGAAAUUGUAUUGAGUGACAAAUUGGAACAAGACUUGAAAAAAGCAAACGAGGAACUUAAGUUAACUUUUAAAGCUGCAUUAAACAGAAUUAGAAGACCCGCCGCACCCGCCGCACCCGGCGCACCCGCCGCACCCGCCGCACCCGCCGCACCCGCCGCACCCGGCGCACUCGUUGCGGACGAUUUAAACAAAAAUUUUACCCCAAUUGUAGAACAAUCUGGGUAUGAAAAUUUUGGUAUCGCAAAUAAUGCGGCCUUAUAUGAAUCAGUAGAAGAAACCAAAGAAACAACGAAUACACCGGCAGCGGGCGAUGUUAGUUAUCGUUUGAAAAUACACAGUCUGCACGACACCAACCCCUCACCGCCCGCCGCGCCCACCAUGCCCACCACGCCCACCACGCCCGCCGCGCCCACUACGCUCCCGUUAACCUCACGUGCCCCCCUCUCCUACUUAACUAAAGAUAACAAAGUACCCAAAAAUAAUGUUAAAACCUUUUUAGCACCAUUGAACAUUGUAAAUACCAGCAUCAGUAUUACGGAUGGAAAGACUUCUCCGGUCAUUAUCAGUCCGGUCUUAUUACGACCCGUGUUGCUGAGGCCCCCCGCACCCCCCGCGCCCCCCGCGCCGCACGCCGCAUCGGCCACGAUCUAUUAUGACGAUAUCGACCAGGUUGUGACCGAAGACCAGAAAACUAACGAAACACUCGCCCUGCCCGCUGCAGAAAGUACCAAAAAGAAAGGAAUCUACCAAAAAAAUGUUAAACCUAAACAUUUGCCGUUUGUUUCGUGGAAAUCUUCCAGUGAAUAUUUAACUGAGACGAAAACGAGUAGCGCAUCGACGAAGUCAAAGGAAUCACCAAAGAUUAACAUAAGUAAAAUAUCAAAAACGCCGGAAUGGCUAAUAGAUAACCAUUACUAUCGGCCGACGGAGAACGCCUCGAUAGCUUCUGGCGGCGGACGAGCCGACAGCCCCCAGAGCUGUGCGGCGACAGUGCGCGAGCCGCAGGAGAACUACUACGAGGAAAUCGGCGAACCCAUCGCCAAGCGCGCCGACAACCUCGCCGACAACCGCGCCGACAACCGUGCCGACAACCGCGCCGACAACCGCGCCGACAAACGCGCCGACAACCGCGCCGACGACGACAAGGUCUGCGCAGCUCCGACCUUGCCCGCGCUCGCCAGAGAGGAGGUUCUGAAAGUUCCGCGAAAACCUAAGAGACCUGGAAGACGGGAAGCGGGAAGACCGCCGGCCAAGCGUGAAAAUCCACAAACCGCCGAGGACAUCUCACAAACGACGCAGGCCGUCAUAUCUCUGGCGAGAUCCCCGAGUGCGAGGGAUUUGAUAAAUAGGCGCAACGCCUUCGCAAAAAACCUCGGCCAAAACGUAUCGACACAAUCAUCUCAGACGGAAGUUCUCAAACCGGGCGAAAUGUGGAACAGCGAAAUUUUCCUCCGGACACAGGACAGAUCGCGGGCGCCGCAGCAGCCCGGCACCUACCACUGGAAGUCUCUGCAGCACAAGCGGCUGUCGCACCCGAUACGGUCGCUGAACGGUCCCGCGCCCGCGCCCCCGCCUCCGCCCCCGCCUCCGCCCCCGCCGAGGCCGCUACCGUUGGGGGCGGGGCCGGGGGCGGGGCCAGCGGGCGCGGGGGCGGGGCGCGCGGAGGAGGCGGCGCCGCCCGCCCCGCUGCUCACCAGCGCCUCGCUGCAGGACAUCAUGGCGAGCGCCGCCACACACCGCCGCGGUAAAGGAGUGAGCCGUCAGGACUCGCGGCUGUCCGUCAAGUCGCUCAUCGAGAGCAUAGAGAACGCGGCGAAGGCGGCCAAGCAGGCGCCCGCCGCCGACUGGCCGCCCGCAGCGCCCGACGAGCCCCGCGCCGCUACCACCACACCCGCCCCCGCCGGCACCACCGCCACCACCGCCACCGCCACCGCCGCCACCGCCUACCUGCAGGCGGGUGCGGGUGCGGGGGCGGGGGCGGGGGCGGGGUCCGGGUCCGGGGGCGUUUCGGGCGCUAGGGGCGGGUCCGCGUCUCCGCCCGCGGCGGGGUCCCAGGCGGCGCCGCGGGUGCUCCGCCCCACGCCGCCGCCGCAAGAGAGCGCGGCGGCCAACACCAACGUGCCGGACGAGGAGCGCGCGCUGGCCAGCCUGCACCAGAAGGCGAUGGAGUCCUUCGUGCGCCGCAACAGCUACGGCGACAUCUGCGAGCGCAAGGACCCGCUGAACGCGCUGCAGGUGAAGAACGGCGGCUCGAAGCGCAACGCGCUGCUCAAGUGGUGCCAGCAGAAGACCAUGGGCUACAACAACAUCGACAUCACCAACUUCAGCUCGUCAUGGAACGACGGGUUGGCGCUGUGUGCUCUGCUGCACUCGUACGUGGGUUCGAGUCGCGUGCCGUACGCGGACCUGACGCCGCACGACAAGCGCACCAACUUCGCGCUGGCCUUCGCCGCCGCCGAGGCCGCCGGCAUCCCCACCACGCUGAACAUUCAGGACAUGAUCCAGCAGGAGCGGCCCGACUGGCAGCAGGUGAUGGCGUACGUCACCAGCAUCUACAAGCACUUCGAGACUUAGGCCCUCCCCGAGGCCCGGACUUAACUCGCGGCUGACUUUUGAGGCUUUUUUAACGUGCGCUUGUGAGGAUUAGGGAAAUAAUGUUUAGUAUUUAUACAUUCCGCGGUGCGCCGAAGACACAUGCCGUCUUUCUGUAACUAAGACUGAUAGGUUAGCGGGGUAGGACGUGCGCCGACCGAUUGUGGACCUUGCGGCGAGGACAUAAGGUCGGAGAUGGGCCGGCGCGAGGUCCGAGUCUGGCGGAGAGCGGUCGGGGCGCACGGAGACAAUGCAUAUUGCCUUGUGCUCGCGAAUUUAUAUUGUCUUAAAAACGACUCGUGUAACUCCACUGCAUAUAUAACUAACUGUCUUCUGAAUAGAUUCGCUGUGCAUUUUUUGUUUUGAAUUAGUUUGAAUGUGAUGUGAAUGGAUAAUUAAUUAAGUUAAUUGUAUGUAGGGUAGCCUUCGCUGGCGCUGAUCCACUCGCAGAAAUAUUGUCUCUUGCAGUGAAUUAAAAAAGUAGCGGUCACCUGCAUCGUCUCCAUUGUAAAGCGUGUUAUAUGUAUCGUAAAAAAACUAAAAGGCCUAUCUAUAAUGUGGCACACCGCCGUUGUCAGCGCCAGCGACGUCCGCUGUACGUAUAAG